AUGACAAACACACAACCGCAACCUCCAACAAUACGUCCAGAGCCCUCAGCGCUCAGCGCGCAGACAUCCAGCGCAACGCACCAAAGUCCCUCCGCCGCAACCUCAACCCAAGUCCUACACAACCUCCAACACCAACACCUCUGGACCUCCCUCCUGACACACACAAUCCCAACACCGCUACCGUCCUCAACAAAACGACAAACUCAAACACACGCUGUAACAUUAGUGUCCGGGAUCCCACCACACAGGGUAUACACACACCCCGACGAACAACUGUGGAUGUUAGAAAAUGGGAUCCGGGAAGAUGACCUGCGGCCCGAGCGGAUGUUUGUGAUCCCCACUGCGCAUGGUCAGGCGUGGAGUCUUGCAACUAUGGCUGCUGUUUUUGAUGACUUGCCGCGGGUUGCUGGGGGGUUGGUUGAGUAUGGGCAUGGGGAGAGUGGGGAUGAUGAGAUGGAGAGGAAGUUGACGCGGUAUUAUGAGAAGAGGGAGAUGGCGAGGGAGAGUAGGGAAUGGGGGUCUCAGAGGUUGUUGCUUGCUAUGGUUGAUCGGGGGAUGGGUGGAGAUGGGACUGUUGCUUAUUAUGUUGUGCAGGAGGGUGAGGUUAAGCCGAGGCAGAAUUAG
Molecule: messenger RNA, 624 nt
Organism: Penicillium arizonense
Lineage: Eukaryota; Fungi; Ascomycota; Eurotiomycetes; Eurotiales; Aspergillaceae
Exons: 1
Coding region: 1-624 (207 amino acids)
Biological process (GO): tRNA splicing, via endonucleolytic cleavage and ligation; tRNA-type intron splice site recognition and cleavage
Cellular component (GO): tRNA-intron endonuclease complex
Molecular function (GO): nucleic acid binding
Source: RefSeq, a predicted model, not a curated record